Messenger RNA from Caenorhabditis remanei, 753 nucleotides. RefSeq lists its product as uncharacterized. The transcript is spliced from 3 exons. Gene Ontology annotation, biological process: ubiquitin-dependent protein catabolic process. The record is from RefSeq and is a predicted model, not a curated record. Bases 1 to 753 code for a protein of 250 amino acids. Gene Ontology annotation, cellular component: proteasome core complex; nucleus; proteasome core complex, alpha-subunit complex. NCBI's taxonomy places the organism in Eukaryota, Metazoa, Nematoda, Chromadorea, Rhabditida, Rhabditidae.
AUGAGUUCCAUUGGUACCGGCUACGAUCUCGCUGCCUCGACAUUCUCUCCAGACGGAAGAAUUUUCCAAGUCGAGUAUGCUCAAAAAGCUGUUGACAAUGCGGGAACAAUGAUCGCGAUUCGAGGAAAGAACGGAAUUGUGAUGGUUGCUGACAAAGUGAUAUCCUCAAAGCUUUACACUGACAAUGCCAACCCAAGAAUGUUCAAUGUCAACGAUAACGUUGGUGUCGGAGUCUCCGGGAAUUACCCAGAUGGAUUUUCAUUGAAGAACUACGCCUAUGGAGAAGCUAUGAAGUGGCUCAAGGAUUACCGUGAGCCAAUGCCAGUGCAAAACAUUGCUAACGCUGUUGCUGAAUACAUUCAUAUCCAUACUCUUGGUAUCAGUCGUCCAUUCGGAGCAGGGGCUUAUUUCAUCUCCUGGAACAAACAAACGGGUGGUCGCUUAUUCCUUGUCGAGCCCUCCGGUCUCAACUACGAAUACAAGGCUUGGGCUGUUGGAAAGCAUCGUCAAGCCGCUAAGGCUGAAAUCGAAAAGCUCAAAAUCGAUGAGCUUGAUGUACAGCAGUUGGUGAAAGAAGCCGCUCGAAUCAUCAUGGCUGUCCGUGAUGAGAACAAGGACAAGAACGUUCAAAUCGAAAUGGGAUGGGUUGGAGAGCACACAGAUGGAAAGUACGAAGAAGUGCCUUCAGAGGUUGUUGCCGCUGCUGAAGAGUGGGCAACCGCCAAACUCGACGAGGACGAUAUGGAAGAUUGA